GUAUAUGAUGCUUCAAAUUUACCACUUUCACUGUCAGCUCUGUCAUGUGAAACGAGUAAUAUUGCAUUUUAGUUGACCCAUGUCUUCUGGGAUGGUAGAAGGGCGGAGAAUUCCCAAUUUCCAUGGGACCUGACACUAGCGGGAUAGGAUUCCCCGCUUAAACAGGUAACGGGGCUAAGAAACUAGAUUCGAGGUUUUCCGAUCAAAGAUUUUUAAAUUUUUGUUUUUGAACUAUCAAAAGAGAAACAUCCCACCAUGCAAAGAAAAGAAUUAACCAAAUUCAAAAGAUAAAUAAACCAGUGCAAAUGCAAUUUAUAGUUUUCAUUCACUGUCAGUACCAUUCCUGUAGUGAACAAAACAGCGACUGACAAAAAGUGCUGAUCAUCAUCUAUUGUCCACUAAUUACAACACAUAGUUACUGCCAGUGUAUCAUAUGAAAAAUUAAACAGAAGUUAGUAGGCGCAUAUAUUUCACAGGUUAAAAAAGCAUCGAAUCUGAAAAAAAUAAAAAAAAAUAAAUAAAUAGGUUGCUUGCCCGCUUCGUACCCACAUUAGGGGAAAUGGAGGUAGGUAUGGGAUGGGAAAAUCCCUCGCUAGGUGGGAUGGAAAAUUAAGACUUACUUUUAGAAAAAAGUCUUUAUCAGUAAAAGAAUUAUUUUUGAAAAUUAUGUUUGACAGAAAAAGUAACUAUCUAAACGAACACAAGAGCCUGUCAGUUCCUAAACCAGAAAUUUGGUCCCCCAAGAACACUUCCUAAAGUAACAAUCCAGCAUGUACAUAGCCAUGAUUUCUGUUUGUGUGUGUGGUCGCUGAUAAUUGUAUUCUACACUUUGCUCUUACAAGUGCAAAGAGGUCAUAAUGUGCUGCACAUGGAGAAAAAGUGUGUGAUUUAAUUUCUAAUCGAUCCAUAAAGUUCCAUUAGAGAUCGAGUAUUGAAGAAUGUUUCUUUCUAUUUGAGAGUGACCUCAAACUUUUUAGUCAAAUUACAAGAGUUGGGUGUCCCUGGGGGCAUUUUAAGGAGUCCCCGGUAAAAUGUUUUUUUUUUUUUCUUUUUCUUUUUUCCCCCUACAAACACGAAAAGAACAAGGAAAAAAAGGCAUAUAUGAUGCAUCCUACAACCGUUCAAAGAAAGAAUCACGGUCCCUUUUUCUAGAAAAUCCAAAAAUUGGCACCGAUAAUCGGUUUCGCUGGAAAAAUAGUAAGUUGUAUAUAAAUAAUGUAAUUUACUAAUGAAUUUAUCAAGAAAUCGACGGAUGUAAUUUGAAAACAAAUUAGACACAAUUAAAUAAGAAAAAGCUGUCUUUUUGGGAAGUCAUGUAGAACAUUGUCCCAAGUCAUGUUAGCCUCCAUGAAAGUAUUACCGGGUCAACUUGGUCCUUCCAUGUGCACGACCACAUAGAAAAGUCGAAAUAGCUUUCUUCUUGUUGUCCAAAACAAAUAUGAAUUAUGAUGUAUAUAUGGUUUGUAUAUUCAUAUAUAUUUUCUAGUGUAUGGUAUAGUAUAUACAUAUAAUCAUAUUGUCCUCAAAUUCACAAGUGUAUUGAAAUUGUUAACCUCAUUUUUGUGGUGGUUAUGUGGACAAUGGAUGACGAGUCCACUUGCGUCCAUGCAAGAAAAUCCAGCACAUUUGACUGGAGAUUUGGUCAGAGGAGUUUAUUGUAUAUGGACGUCGAAGAUAUUUUAUAACGCAAGACAAAAAUGUUCAGACACAGGCAAAUGUUUAGAAGCUAUUGCAUAAUAAUAAUUAAUUACCAACAACUAAACUAAAUCAAGAUUAUCUAAACUCCAACAAAUAAGAGUAUGAAAUUAGAAAGAGAGGACAAAUAGUAGCUUUUUGUGUAAAGAGUUGCAUUAAGAAUAAAUAUUACAAGAGUUUCUUAUUCAUAGGGUUUCAACCGAGAUGGUUACCGUUGGAUUGGAGCCACAUGACUUCAUCUCCCAAGCCGAAGUCAUGUCACUCAGUCUACUACUCAUUUAAUAAAUUGAUAACGGGUUAGUCGUCGUUCAUUCUAGGCUAACAAUUCUAUAACAUUCAGUAUUAUAAAUGUUAUAUUAAUCAUUCCUGAAGAUUGCCUACAAAUCCUUUAAAGGACAGCAGGGGGUUUCAACCAAAGGAAGAUUUGGAUGGAGAGAUGACUUGGGCUAAUUGAGAGGAAAUUUCGGCCAACGAGUGUGAGGAGCUUCAGGAAGGCAAGGGAGUGUCAGCUCCUUUUUGACGUGUUGUCCGACUGAAUGUUGAACUUAUGCUCGACGUGGUCUUCGACUGGAAUCUCGGCGUGGCGAGGUGUAACAGAAAUCUAACUUUAUAUUAGUAUUUAAGAUCUUGCAGCUCAAAAUUAUUUUAAAUUAAAACUGAAUUUUAAUUAAGGCAAUUAAAAUAUCACAUAGAAAAAUAAUCACUUAUUGAGAAUAAUUCAGCAGCAACGAACAACUUGUUCUGUGUUAACUAAUCCUCUUUAUCUUUGUUCUCAAGCAAAAGUGCAUUUACACAUGUGCAACUGCUUCCUCUUUUUCUUAAUUACAGGAAAACAUUCUUCUGAAUUCUUUUAAGGAAAGUAAGAAAUAUUUUGGUUAAGUUUAGGUCGAUAAAUGUUAUUACAAAUUCAGUUGCUGACAGUCAUUCUCAUGACUUUUAGGUUCAAGAAGAUUGUAAUACAAGACAUUUUCAAAGUGGAAAUAGUUGUUAUAUAUCUGUAUUUCCAUCUCCCUAUGCCCAAAUCCCUGUAAAAUUCAUUUUUUAGCACAACAAUGUCCCUCAAUACGUCAAUUUGGUUAGUUAUUUUCCUUCAUAUUUAUUCAGUCUUCGCUUCUGAUUCAGAUUCAGUUCAAGACUUCUGCAUACCAAGAUCCGAGUUUUUAUCCAUUUUUGUCUCCUGCAAGAAUUCAUCCUUGGUAACCGUUGAAGAUUUCGUGUUUUCUGGCAUAAAAAGCCCUGGAGAAUUCAGUAAAGCUGGAUUUGCAUCCAUUCCAGUUAGUGUGAGCGUCUUUCCUGGUUUGAACACAUUAGGCAUGUCGUUUGUACGCGCUGACUUUGAGCCAGGGAGCAUUAACGUUCCACAUUAUCAUCCCCGAGCAACUGAGACUGCUUUCGUGGUGGAAGGAAAGAUUUAUUCGGGAUUUGUUGAUUCAAGAAACCGAGUUUUUGCAAAAGUGAUCGAGAAAGGGGAGGUAAUGGUGUUUCCGAAAGGCCUAGUACACUUUCAGAUGAAUAUUGGAGACUCACGGGCUACGAUUCUUGGGAGUUUUAAUAGUCAAAAUCCAGGUUUGCUGAAAAUCCCAUCUGCCGUUUUUGGAUCAGAAAUUGAAGAAGAGGUCUUGAUCAAGGCUUUUGGAUUGAACAGUAAGGAAUUGGCUAAGUUGAAGAAGAAGUUUCUCCCUAUUAGCUGAGGUAGAGUAAAGGGUCGCUUAAUUCUUAUCAUAUCUUAACCCCAACCGCUUUUUCAUAAUGGAAUACAAGAAGUAGUGAAUGGAGAAGAAGAAGGAUUGUAGAAGACGAAUAGUCCCUCCUAGAAUUAUUUCUUUGGUUUGUUCUGUUCAUGAUCUAGGGUUUUUUAUUUAUUUUAUUUAUAAUUAUUAUUUUUUAAUAGUAGGAAGUUUUGCUUCAAGCAUGUUAUUCAUUUCUCCUUUAUUUGGUGUUUCUGAUCAAGGGACUGAGAAAUUAUCGCAUCUUCUGUUUUCAGAUUGCAAAUAUGGUUCCUGUCCUUUGCCUAAAGCGAAAUCAUUUAAACAAA
This is a messenger RNA of Olea europaea var. sylvestris, 3730 nucleotides long. Its product is annotated as germin-like protein subfamily 3 member 2. The coding region runs from base 2748 to 3386 and encodes 212 amino acids. Gene Ontology annotation, cellular component: cell wall. The record is from RefSeq and is a predicted model, not a curated record. The transcript has a single exon. Gene Ontology annotation, molecular function: manganese ion binding. Lineage: Eukaryota; Viridiplantae; Streptophyta; Magnoliopsida; Lamiales; Oleaceae.